Molecule: messenger RNA, 5462 nt
Organism: Rhagoletis zephyria (snowberry fruit fly)
Lineage: Eukaryota; Metazoa; Arthropoda; Insecta; Diptera; Tephritidae
Source: RefSeq, a predicted model, not a curated record
AGGAGGAAACAAGGGAACAUGAGACAUUACUACAAACAUAUGAAGUAUAAAUACGGGGAGCAUACAUGCAUGAACCUAAAGCAUUACAGCAAACAAAAACAAAAACUAACAAGACUAACAGCACAACUAAAAUUCUUUCUGGAAUGCAGAAAAUACGAUAUAAUACCCAACCACUUGACAAAUGCAGCUACGAGAAUAACAAUAGAAACCACAUCACCAAAUAUAAAGCAACAAAUAGAGAAGGCGAAACGAUUAUUUCUCAAAAAAUUACUGAACAUAGAAAUCACACAGACAAAUAUAAACAUCAAAUCUACAAGAGACCAAAUGGGGUAUACUGAACGACAAUUAAAGCGCAACCUUAGUGAAAUCGAUUUAAACUCUUUCUUUUCCGACCAAACCCUUCUAAGCCAGAGAGUUGCAAAAGAACAGGAAACAAUACAGGCACAGAAAUUGGAGAGGCUAAAAUAUAAACAAUUACAAAAUCUGGGUAUCUGUGUAAACAGCGACUGGUUCAUAAACAAAACCAACAUACAUUUUCCCGAAGAAGUGAAAUGGUUGCUCUCUCUCGGUAGGAAAUUUACAAUUCCUACAACAAGUACCAGUCUGCAGCCGAUAAAAAUUAUUGCCGAAAUGGAACAAAUAAUACACCAAAUAGAGGAUGAGAGAACAAAAGAAAUGGAGAGAAGCAGGCUAAGCAACAGAAUAUUGCAAUACAAACGGCAAUCAAAACAUAACCCAGUGGAAAAAUUCAUACUUCACACUUUCGACAAAACUAAAGCCUUUUUACAAAAACACAAGGAGGACAUUAUUAUAACAGACUCAGACAAAGGAAACAAAACAGUAGCAAUAUAUAAAACAGAUUAUAGGGAAAAAAUGAAUAGCUUGCUAGGAGACAAAAACACAUAUAGAAUAGCAAGAAAUGAUCCAACAAAUGCACUACAAAAACAGAAUAAUAAAUUGGUCGGCGAACUUUACAAAAACAAAAAUAUAAAUAUUAAAGAAAAGAAACAACUUACCUGCACCGCAGCGACUGCGCCUCGGCUCUAUGGUUUACCAAAAAUCCAUAAACCGAACUUACCCCUACGUCCUAUAGCGUCAUCUGUCAGUGUCCCGUGUUAUGGUCUGUCAAAAUUUAUUGGAAAAUUCUUAGGUGACUUAACGUCGGAGGAAUACAACAUACGAAACUCAUUGAGACUGAAAGAAAGAUUAGAGAAGGUGCGUAUAUGUGAAGAGGACUUAUUAGUAUCAUUUGACGUGGUGUCAUUAUUCACCAACAUUCCCACAUAUCUAGCCAUCAAAAUAAUAAUGAGCAAAUUCAGUCAAAUUAUGUCUAGAACAAACAUACCAAAAAACAAGUUUUUGGAUCUCUUAAACUUCUGUCUUAAAGAUAACAAUUAUUUCAUGUACGAUGGCAAAAUCUACACACAAAGUUUUGGGAUGCCGAUGGGUAAUCCCCUCUCCCCGACUAUAGCAGAUAUAAUCAUGGACGACUUAUUGGAUAAUACAAUCUCGGAAUUAAAGAAACUUCACAACAUUGACAUCAAAUUCAUAGUUAAGUACGUGGACGACAUCUUCGCGAUAGUGAAACGAAACGACGUAGAUAUUAUUCUGAAAACAUUAAACCGGUACCACAACAAGCUGCAAUUUACUAUUGAAAGAGAGGAAAAUUUCAAGAUCCCCUUUUUAGACGUCCUCAUCCAUAGAAAAAAUGACGAAAUAUUACUUGACUGGUACUCCAAGCCUAUAUCGUCUGGACGAAUAAUAAAUUUUCUGUCCUCGCAACCCAUGAAAUACAAAAUUAACGCAGCAAAAAAUUUGUUAAAUAAAAUACUGACCAUAAGCCACAAACAAUUUUUAGAUGAAAAUACAAAGAAAAUCUACAAAAUCCUCACAAACAACAAUUACCCCAGUCACCUCAUAAAAACUCUAAUAGAACAAAAAUUAACAGAAGUAAACAACAAAGAAAAUAAAAUAACACCCACCGCAACAACAACUGAAACAAAACAAUACUUUAGCGUUACAUACAUACCUAAGUUGACGGACAAAUUCAACCACAACAUAAACGAACAUAAGAAAAACAUAACUCUGGCGUACAAGUCAAAUUGCACACUGUCCACAAUCUUCACAAAAACUAAAAGUCCGAUCGAAACCUACCAACAAAGCAACGUGGUGUACGAAGUGAAAUGCAUGGGAGGAGAAAAUGUAGACUGCAACAAAAUAUAUAUAGGUACAACGAAAAGAACACUGGGAAUCCGUUUACCAGAACACGAAGCGGACAUAAGAAAGGAAAAGAAAAACACAGCACUCGCACAACAUAUGUUAGAAAACAGUCACACAGCUGAUCUUGCAAACGCCAGAAUAAUAGAUGUUGAAAAGAGAGAGAGGACAAGAUACACACUAGAGAGCCUUCGCAUAUUAGAGAAUAGAAAAAGAACGAUGAAUACAAAAGAAGACACAGAUGAUAUUGCGGCUACUUAUUUAUUAUGUUUGUGACAAGAAAAUCAGUAUGACAAGUGUACCAAACGAUAAUGGUACAAUGCUCUAGCUUUUAAGUGUUUAUGUUUUAGUGUUUAUAUGUUUAUGUGUUUAUAUGUUAACAAAUAUACGUAUAUGAAAAUUGGCCCCUGAGGAUGCUAAGGAGUUUAGCGAAACGUAGGGCAAAGCAGUGAAGAAAAAACGUUGUUUUUACUUGCACUAAUCACCAACUAGGCCAAAGAAGCUCAUCAAAAUUAAUAAAAUUUACGAAGAAAAUUGGCCAGAAAAUAAGAAAUUAUAUUAAAUAUAUUUCGGAGAGCCUGCCGAUAAAGAUCUUUUUGUUUAUUUUAUUUUAACAUCAACGAAGGAGGAAACAAGGGAACAUGAGACAUUACUACAAACAUAUGAAGUAUAAAUACGGGGAGCAUACAUGCAUGAACCUAAAGCAUUACAGCAAACAAAAACAAAAACUAACAAGACUAACAGCACAACUAAAAUUCUUUCUGGAAUGCAGAAAAUACGAUAUAAUACCCAACCACUUGACAAAUGCAGCUACGAGAAUAACAAUAGAAACCACAUCACCAAAUAUAAAGCAACAAAUAGAGAAGGCGAAACGAUUAUUUCUCAAAAAAUUACUGAACAUAGAAAUCACACAGACAAAUAUAAACAUCAAAUCUACAAGAGACCAAAUGGGGUAUACUGAACGACAAUUAAAGCGCAACCUUAGUGAAAUCGAUUUAAACUCUUUCUUUUCCGACCAAACCCUUCUAAGCCAGAGAGUUGCAAAAGAACAGGAAACAAUACAGGCACAGAAAUUGGAGAGGCUAAAAUAUAAACAAUUACAAAAUCUGGGUAUCUGUGUAAACAGCGACUGGUUCAUAAACAAAACCAACAUACAUUUUCCCGAAGAAGUGAAAUGGUUGCUCUCUCUCGGUAGGAAAUUUACAAUUCCUACAACAAGUACCAGUCUGCAGCCGAUAAAAAUUAUUGCCGAAAUGGAACAAAUAAUACACCAAAUAGAGGAUGAGAGAACAAAAGAAAUGGAGAGAAGCAGGCUAAGCAACAGAAUAUUGCAAUACAAACGGCAAUCAAAACAUAACCCAGUGGAAAAAUUCAUACUUCACACUUUCGACAAAACUAAAGCCUUUUUACAAAAACACAAGGAGGACAUUAUUAUAACAGACUCAGACAAAGGAAACAAAACAGUAGCAAUAUAUAAAACAGAUUAUAGGGAAAAAAUGAAUAGCUUGCUAGGAGACAAAAACACAUAUAGAAUAGCAAGAAAUGAUCCAACAAAUGCACUACAAAAACAGAAUAAUAAAUUGGUCGGCGAACUUUACAAAAACAAAAAUAUAAAUAUUAAAGAAAAGAAACAACUUACCUGCACCGCAGCGACUGCGCCUCGGCUCUAUGGUUUACCAAAAAUCCAUAAACCGAACUUACCCCUACGUCCUAUAGCGUCAUCUGUCAGUGUCCCGUGUUAUGGUCUGUCAAAAUUUAUUGGAAAAUUCUUAGGUGACUUAACGUCGGAGGAAUACAACAUACGAAACUCAUUGAGACUGAAAGAAAGAUUAGAGAAGGUGCGUAUAUGUGAAGAGGACUUAUUAGUAUCAUUUGACGUGGUGUCAUUAUUCACCAACAUUCCCACAUAUCUAGCCAUCAAAAUAAUAAUGAGCAAAUUCAGUCAAAUUAUGUCUAGAACAAACAUACCAAAAAACAAGUUUUUGGAUCUCUUAAACUUCUGUCUUAAAGAUAACAAUUAUUUCAUGUACGAUGGCAAAAUCUACACACAAAGUUUUGGGAUGCCGAUGGGUAAUCCCCUCUCCCCGACUAUAGCAGAUAUAAUCAUGGACGACUUAUUGGAUAAUACAAUCUCGGAAUUAAAGAAACUUCACAACAUUGACAUCAAAUUCAUAGUUAAGUACGUGGACGACAUCUUCGCGAUAGUGAAACGAAACGACGUAGAUAUUAUUCUGAAAACAUUAAACCGGUACCACAACAAGCUGCAAUUUACUAUUGAAAGAGAGGAAAAUUUCAAGAUCCCCUUUUUAGACGUCCUCAUCCAUAGAAAAAAUGACGAAAUAUUACUUGACUGGUACUCCAAGCCUAUAUCGUCUGGACGAAUAAUAAAUUUUCUGUCCUCGCAACCCAUGAAAUACAAAAUUAACGCAGCAAAAAAUUUGAUAAAUAAAAUACUGACCAUAAGCCACAAACAAUUUUUAGAUGAAAAUACAAAGAAAAUCUACAAAAUCCUCACAAACAACAAUUACCCCAGUCACCUCAUAAAAACUCUAAUAGAACAAAAAUUAACAGAAGUAAACAACAAAGAAAAUAAAAUAACACCCACCGCAACAACAACUGAAACAAAACAAUACUUUAGCGUUACAUACAUACCUAAGUUGACGGACAAAUUCAACCACAACAUAAACGAACAUAAGAAAAACAUAACUCUGGCGUACAAGUCAAAUUGCACACUGUCCACAAUCUUCACAAAAACUAAAAGUCCGAUCGAAACCUACCAACAAAGCAACGUGGUGUACGAAGUGAAAUGCAUGGGAGGAGAAAAUGUAGACUGCAACAAAAUAUAUAUAGGUACAACGAAAAGAACACUGGGAAUCCGUUUACCAGAACACGAAGCGGACAUAAGAAAGGAAAAGAAAAACACAGCACUCGCACAACAUAUGUUAGAAAACAGUCACACAGCUGAUCUUGCAAACGCCAGAAUAAUAGAUGUUGAAAAGAGAGAGAGGACAAGAUACACACUAGAGAGCCUUCGCAUAUUAGAGAAUAGAAAAAGAACGAUGAAUACAAAAGAAGACACAGAUGAUAUUGCGGCUACUUAUUUAUUAUGUUUGUGACAAGAAAAUCAGUAUGACAAGUGUACCAAACGAUAAUGGUACAAUGCUCUAGCUUUUAAGUGUUUAUGUUUUAGUGUUUAUAUGUUUAUGUGUUUAUAUGUUAACAAAUAUACGUAUAUGAAAGUAAGU